Messenger RNA from Dendrobium catenatum, 3117 nucleotides. Its product is annotated as protein SNOWY COTYLEDON 3-like. The record is from RefSeq and is a predicted model, not a curated record. The transcript has a single exon. Lineage: Eukaryota; Viridiplantae; Streptophyta; Magnoliopsida; Asparagales; Orchidaceae. Bases 217 to 1626 code for a protein of 469 amino acids.
UCAAUGAACUGCAGAAGAAGGUCGGCUGUCGACGACGAUCGAAGCCGCAGAAUAAGAUUGGCGGUCGACGACGAUCGACACCGAGGAAGGUGGGCUGUAGACGAUGUUCGAAGCCGGAUCGCCUUCUAUCAAGCUCAAGCAAAGGAAUCACUCGAUUGGGUAGACAGAAACCUUGAUUGGAUAGACAAAAACCUUCAGGCAAUAAGGAAGAUGUGAAUGUCGUCGGCAACCAUACCGAGGUAUUCGUCUUCUUCUUCUCUCCUCUCGUCCCGCCAUUUUCCCACCAUUGUUAAUGAUUACCCUCCGCUCGAACUCCCUCUUCGAUGGCGCGAUCCGCCGCCGAAGUAUCCGCCGCUCGAGCGUCCAAUGCGAUGGCGAGAUCCUUCGCCCGAUUGCGCAGUUCACAACCAUCCCGGGGCCGUCUUCAGCGAUUCGUAUCCGUCCCAGCAUCAUCCGCCUCCCGUCUCUCACGAUCAUUCCAUUCAAGGCGAAAUCUGCUCCAACUUAGGAUCGUGCGGUUCUGCCGCUGUUUACGAUCAGACCAACUCCCACGAGCGACCCACGUCCAGCGCUCCACCGCCAUCGCCAGCGGUUGAUUCUGCGAUUAACACUCUGCCUGACCUGACCGCUCCUGCAAACAAUCUUUCUGUCGCCCAAAUCAUCCAUCCGCAUGAACUCCCUAACCCGCAUAAUGUCAUUUCUGAUCCAAGCAUUCAUUUUGAUUCCGUUGUUGCUAAUCUGCCUUUACCGCACACAAAGACAGAACCACCGCUUUCGCUGUCGAUCAGCUCCCGUGAUACCAACUCUGCGAAGCAAUACCACUCUGUCUCCGCCAACCUUAAUUCCGCCUUCAGAUCUACCGGCUGCUUUUCCUCAAUCCAGCUCAAUGUUGCUCUCGUAUCCACGGACCGAGCAGAACCACAGCUCGACGUCGAUUUCAACUCCACAGUCGAUCCCAAGGAGUGCAACCAAUCCGACAUUAUGCAAGAAUCGGGCAGCAGCUUUGCUGAAGAAGACUCCAAUUCAAACACCCAGCACUUCGACACGUUCGUUCCUGAGGCUGAAACUUCUUCAGACGUUCACCGGCGGCCCACUACUGCGGCAGAAAGCUCCGCCGCUGCCAACUCGGAUCAUUCUGAGAACUUGAAGGCCCUGGAUCACCACCAUCGCUGGCCGGUGGCCAGAAGCAGGCAGUCGAGUAUGCUGACCAAGAGCCUGGAUUGCUCAGCUGAAAGGAAUGAGCUUAAAUCCACUAUCCAGUUACUGCGGCAGCCAGUGUUAUUAGACGUUGGCUCUAGCAGGGCUUUAUUUGAAAGCGCGAAGCUCUCGGCUUCUUCAGACACGGAUAGUGUUUCUUCCGGAAGUAAUUCGGGGACUCCUGAGCUGAAUGUACCUCAGCAUGUUCGGGUCACCUCCCACGGGAGUAGCGUGUCUGCUAGAUUUUGGCAAGAGACAAAUAGCAGGCUUCGCAGGCAGCCGGAGAUUGGGACUCUGGUAUCUUCAGUUGGCUCAAAGAGCCCAAGCAUUCAGUGUGGGGAUGCUACUUCUACCAUGUCCAUCCAACCUCUAGUUCAGGAAGUCUUGGAUAGUGGUUGGGUGGAAGCUCCUAUGGCAUUAGCGGAUUAGAUUGCUAAGAGAAAUGAUCGGCAUUUGAUGGAUCAUGGAGGUGGGGAGACUGAGUUAAAUGACAACUACAAUAUUGGUAUUGGGAAUGUUUUCCCUGCAGGUGUGAAAAUGUCUGGUCUGAAUUCGAUUGACAAAGUUGAUUCAGUGCAAUGCAUCCAAACUGUUCGACGAAAUGUCACUGAAGGUUACGAUCCCAACUUGAGAGGCUGGAGGAGGUUGUGUAGAAAUUUGAUAAAGUUCAACUGAGAUUAGUACUUCUCUUCAUCUAUUAGAAAGCACAAAGCAAGAGCAGCAGCAUUAGUUGUACAAAGCAUGUGAAGUUGCAUCCUUGCCUAUAAAUGAUCUCAUCGGUAGAGGCAAGGACAAGGAGUUUGUUAUGCAGUGGCUAAGGAACCCAUCAAAUGAGCGUCCUGGAACUGAUUUGUACAUAAACAUUUCUCUUCUAGCUAUAGUGGGGCAUGGUGUUAUGGAAAGACAAUUCUAUUGCAACAGGUCUAUGAAGAUGAAAUGAUAAAGGAAUUUGAUCUUAAAAAAUGGGUUUGUGUAUUCAGCAACUUUGAUGAGUACAAAAUCAUUGCAGAUAUGUUGAAAUCUCUUAAAAUGAGCAGACCUCCUUUGGAUACACUUUAUGCAUUUCAAAAGAAUCUCAAAUAUGAGAUAAUAUCAUAAGGGUUCUUACUUGUGCGGGAUGACAUGUGGGAUGAAAAGGAGGAACGGAACAAAACUAAAUGGGAGAAUGUGCUCGCCUCUCUAUCUUGUGGAAUUUGGGAAAGGGAUUGGUUCUGUGCCGAGAACUCAUAUUCACCAACCAAUUGGAAAAUUGAAAUGCUAGUUCAGUUCAAGGAUUCCAAAGUUGAACCUCCUCACUUGGAUUGGAGGAAGCCUCUUCAUGUGGUAAUUUUAAAGUCUGCAUUCAAAGUCUUCGAUCCAGAAAUUUGUUUUUCACCCUACCUCCCUUCUAAUAACGUGCCUCGACGGAGUCAAGCUUUUUGUCACAAGGGGAGAAUGAUGUAGGAACAUCAUAGCUAAUAUUAAGCUUAAGGACUAGCCUACCUUUCAUGCUCUAGAUAGUUCUAUUUUGCUCUAUAAAUAGUUAGCUAAUGUAAUGGAUUGGGAUCAUUGAAUGAAUAUUACUCUCUUUUAAAGCUUUGAAGCUUUGUGUUUGCCUUCUUUCCUGGAUUGGGAUCGAAAUCCUUCUUACAGGUCGAUUCUUCCGACGAUCCACUACAUCACCUUAGGACAGAAAAAAUGACAAAUAAAAGUUGUCUAUCAAAACCCUAAGAUUAGAAAUUGGCAUGCCAGCCUAUGAUGUGUAUGAACAAAAGAGUAGAGGCGGACAUGUAAAUAAGCAAGCAAGAAAAAAUAGGAUGUAAGAACGAAGACAAGAACCAAAAGGGACAACACUAUUCUGAACAAAGUUCCAAGUUGCAAGUCCAAUAGUUAAGAGAGGUUCACCAAAAAAACAUAUUGUGGUUAUAUUGAAUACAUCAA